Molecule: messenger RNA, 210 nt
Organism: Dibothriocephalus latus
Lineage: Eukaryota; Metazoa; Platyhelminthes; Cestoda; Diphyllobothriidea; Diphyllobothriidae
Source: the annotation of a GenBank genome assembly
GUGCCGGAGCAUGGCCUGGAGGCUAUGACUGAACUCAAUCUCACCCUGUCCACAGACGCGCGCUUCGUUGACGAAGCCAUGGCGUCCCAGUUUCUCCGACAUGUUAAACGCUACCUAGAGGUCGAUCCGGAGGCGCUUUUUGCCGAUGAUCCAGAACUCGCCAUGACUGUAGACUCCUCCGCUGAAGAACUCGCCGUGAUGGAGCUGUGA